CAAGAGGCGAAAAGAAUCAAAUUUUCGCUGAAAAGCGAGGGCAAGUACUGCGCUCGAUGCUGAACUGAAAAUGCGCAACUUAAAAAAUGUGCAUCAUUCAGUCGUGCCCUUCUCGGACCUGCCAUUGACGGCCACCGUCUGGGAUGCUGCUACCGACGCUUUGAUAUGCGCAUGUGGUCCGUCGCCAACAAACGCGACAAUUCAACUGAAAAGGCUUGAGGGCCCAGCUCCUGGAAAAGUUCCUGCAAUUGAUUCAAAUAAGAAUCAAGUUCGCGACAUUGUCGCCUGGGACGCUCCAUGCCCCCUGCCGGAUUUGGCAUGUGACAAAAUUCUAGACCUGCAUUACUUUUCUGAUACGCAAACUGCAUGUCUUGUCCUUGAAGGUGGAGAUGUCAUCAUCGUGAGGGAGCAACCUUUACCAGGAGAAAACCAGAUUGAAAUUCUGGGAUCCGUGGAUGUUGGCAUUUCCGCUGCGGGCUGGUCACCUGAUGAGGAACUCCUUGCCAUCUGCACACGCUCCAAUACCCUAUUGUUCAUGAGCAGAGAGUUUGAAAGCAUUACGGAAGCAACCUUGACGCCGGAAGAUGUCAAUGUUUCGGCUCAUGUUUCUGUGGGAUGGGGGAAGCGCGAAACACAAUUUCAGGGCAAAAGAGCAAAGGCGUUGCGGGACCCCACUGUGCCAGAAAAAAUCGACCAAGGAACAUUAAGUCCAUAUGAUAAUGGGCGUAUCACUAUUACCUGGAGGGGCGAUGGCGCGUAUCUGGCUAUCAGUACCAUUGAGUCCAACCAGCGCCGUCUCAUUCGAGUUUACUCGAGAGAAGGUAUGCUGGAUAAUGUUAGUGAGCCUGUCGAUGGCCUCGAGGGCGCCUUGAGUUGGAGACCAGCUGGGAACCUUAUGGCAACUAUCCAACGGUUUGAGGAUCAUGCCAAGGUCGUCUUCUUUGAACGCAAUGGUUUGCGGCAUGGCGAGUUUCCUCUGCGAGUCGACUCGGAGGAUUUGAAAACCUGGGCUCGUGAUAUCACUGUCCGCUGGAACAUCGACUCGACCGUUCUCGCUGUCUGCUUUACUGAUAGAGUUCAGCUAUGGACAAUGGGAAACUAUCACUAUUAUCUGAAGCAAGAGCUCUUGACUAGCAGCUCGGAGGACCGAUCCGAAGCCGUCUCUGUCACCUGGCACACGGAGAAGGCGUUGUCACUCUCAAUUUUUUACGGAGUUGCCGGUCAAAGACUGGAGUACAUUUUUGAUGUCGCCAAGGGCUCUACGUCACCCCCUAAUGACUUCGGAGCCGUUGCUGUCAUCGAUGGCAAAACUUUGAAACUGACACCUCUUCGCCUGGCUAAUACCCCCCCUCCCAUGGCUUUGCAUGAAGCUCCUCUCAGCAACGUUGCCGUCGAUGCAGCCAUUAGCUGCUCAGGAUCACGCAUUGCUGUUCUUCAUAGGAAUCAGAUCAGUCUCUUCGAAUGGAAGUUGGAUGUAAAGCCCAUACCCGCGCCUACCGAGCAGAAGCGUCUUGAGCUUCCUGUAGCCGAGAAUGCUCAAGCUCGCCAGAUUGCAUUUCUCGGGGACCGUACUGUCAUCGUGCUUGUCUCUGAAGAGGGCUCAAGCACGAUUUUCAGCUUCAACUUUGACUCUGGAGAGCUUCUGGGUUGUGACGAAAUAUCUGGGCCUGGAAUCUCGAGGCUGUUCCCCAGAGAAGAUCAUUCCACAAUCUGCUACGAGUCUUAUGACAACUCCGUUUCAGAAAGCGUUUCGCUGAGCGAAGACAAUCUGGAUCUGAUUACUUUACAGUUUCAAGAAUUUGCAGUCUUUCCAGUUCAUUGCCCAUGGGUUGAAGUGGUGAACUAUAAUGGAGAAUCUAUUGCCUUUGGCUUGUCAAGAAAUGGUUCCCUCUAUGCCAACUCCAAGCUAUUGGCCAAAGGCUGUACCUCGUUUCUCGUUAGCCCGGCUCAUGUCAUAUUCACAACGACACAACAUCUUUUGAAAUUUAUUCACAUGGGCGUCGCUGAGGAGCUAGAAGUGCCAUCGGACGACCCAGAACGCGAUGAGCGAUGCCGGAGUAUUGAGCGUGGAGCAAGACUGGUCACAGUGAUGCCAACCAGUCUUUCUCUGGCGCUACAAAUGCCUCGAGGGAACCUCGAGACCAUCUUUCCCAGAGCGCUUGUGCUUGCUGGUAUCCGAAGAAGCAUUGCGAAAAAGAAGUACAAAUCUGCCUUCCUCGCAUGCAGAAAUCAACGAGUCGAUAUGAACAUUCUGCACGAUCAUGCGCCCCAGCAAUUCAUGGAGAAUAUUGAUCUGUUUAUUAACCAGAUCAAGCGGCCUGAGCAUAUUGAUCUUUUCUUGUCUCAGUUGAGAGAAGAGGACGUGUCACAAAUGAUGUACAAAGAGACAAUCCGUACAUCCAAGCUGGAUAUCGGCAGUGCUCCUGGUGCUUCCUUGAAUAGCAUCGGUGCAGUUCCUCAAUCCUCUAGUCCAACUUCCAAAGUCAAUCGAAUCUGCGACGCGUUCCUCGAUGCGCUACAGGGGCGAGAGUCAACACAUAUCCAGAAUAUCAUUUCUGCACAUGUUUGUAAAUCUCCUCCAGAUUUGGACGCCGGGUUGUUGGUCGUUGGGGGCCUCAGAGUGAGCAAGCCUGAAUUGGCCGAAAAGGCUGUGGAGCACAUUUGUUUCUUAGCCGACGUCAACCGCUUGUAUGACAAUGCUUUGGGACUCUACGACCUUGAGCUGGCCUUACUUGUUGCUCAGCAGUCGCAAAAGGAUCCCCGGGAAUACCUCCCCUUUCUUCAAAAGCACCAGGAAAUGUCGGAUUUACGCAGAAAGUUUUCUAUUGACAAUCAUCUUGGACGUCACACGAAAGCUCUAUUGCAUUUGCGAGAGCUCAAAGCUUUUGACGAAUUCACUGCGUACACCGUCAAGUAUGAGCUAUACAAGGAUGCAUUGUCACUUUGCCGUUACGACGAGAAGGAUCUAUCUCAAAUUAUGCGCCUUUAUGCUGAUUUCUUGAGCAACAACUCGAAAUUCAAGGAGGCAGGUAUUACAUACGAAUACCUCUCCGACUACACAUCAGCCAGUGAAGCGUAUCAGCGAGCGCAUCUCUGGCGCGAAUCCCUCUCCUGCGCCAUGGCGGUUCCGUUUUCCGAAUCUCAGCUUCGAACUCUGGCGGAUCUUCUCGCAGAAGACCUUGCCGAGUCUAAAGACUAUUACGCUGCUGCCACCAUCUACCUCGACCAUCUCUCCGACAUUGAGACUGCGUCAAGGACCUUCUGUCGAGGAUACCACUUUGCCGAAGCGACACGCGUGUUGGGCCUGCACCGCCGCCAGGAUCUCGUGGAAAGUGUCAUCGACGUUGGUCUGGCAGAGGGUUUGGCAAGCACUACCGAGUUGCUCUCCGAUUGUAAGGGCCAGAUCGCCGCACAAGUACCCCGGAUCCGGGAACUUAGGGUGAAGAAGACUGAGGAUCCGCUUGCCUUUUUCGAAGGCGCAGACCCGUCGGGCGCAGACAUUCCAGACAACGUCUCCCUCGCCCCCAGCGACACUUCUACAGCCCGCAGUUCGCUUUUCACCCGAUACACCAACCGCACCGGCACGGUCGACACCUCUGCCACGCGCAAAACAUCCAAGAACCGCCGCCGCGAGGAACGCAAGCGUGCCCGCGGCAAAAAGGGCAGCGUCUACGAGGAAGAGUACCUUGUCAAUUCCGUCGGCCGACUCAUUGAGCGCGUCAGUAGCGUCCGCGACGAAGUUCAGCGUCUCGUCGAGGGCCUCUUGCGGCGAGGCAUGCGCGAGCGCGCUCUCGCCGUAGAACAACUCAUGUCUGACGUCGUGACGGCCUGCGAGACUUGCAUCCCCGAAGUCUUUGAACUAGGUAUUACUGGUACUUUUUCUUCUACUACUGGUGCUUGGGGAGGCGCUGCAAAUAGUGGCGAUGGUCGUGACCAACAACAGCAACAGGCCCAUCAGAAGAAUGACGAUCCUGCCAACCCGGAUGCAGCGUAUAGACCGACUGGUGCGGAUGGCGUGUUCUGGGAAAGCCUAGAGGAGAGAAAGGCGAAAAAGGACCCACCUGUGAUUAAAUCGUUUGAGAGAUUGUCUCUUUUGGGAGCGUAAAAGGCCCUCUUGGGGCUUAAAGAGCCCUCUUGGGAGUUGAAAGUCUCUCUUGGGAGUUUUAAAUUUUAGUUUGGCAGACGAGACGAGACGAGACGCGGGUUCAACGGAUUGAUGUACAUACAAUGGAU
Messenger RNA from Xylona heveae TC161, 4233 nucleotides. Its product is annotated as IkappaB kinase complex, IKAP component. Gene Ontology annotation, cellular component: cytosol; elongator holoenzyme complex. The record is from RefSeq and is a predicted model, not a curated record. Bases 71 to 4105 code for a protein of 1344 amino acids. Gene Ontology annotation, biological process: tRNA wobble base 5-methoxycarbonylmethyl-2-thiouridinylation. Lineage: Eukaryota; Fungi; Ascomycota; Xylonomycetes; Xylonales; Xylonaceae. Gene Ontology annotation, molecular function: tRNA binding. The transcript has 10 exons.